AUGGAGGCCGGUCAACUUGCUUGGCUCUUUGGAGUCGGCGACUAUGCCGUCCCGUGUACCGUGGUUGCCAAAAAGGGUAACAACUAUGAGGUCAAAAAUCAGCACACCGGAGCCGUCGUCUCAGCCGAUCGCAACCACAUCCGCCCCAUGGCCUACUCCUCCAUCAACGGUGAGCAGCCCUUUCCCGCAAUCCACGCCACGCCCCCUGCAACACACGACUCAUUUACCCCUCCCUCCCCCUUUUUUUUUUCGCUCCUUCCACAUGUGGCUGUCAACCCUUAUCAGUACUUUGAUAUUUACGGCAAGACAGUCGUCAAGCAAUAUGAAGGCCAACUUAUUGGUGCACUCCCUCCCCACAUUUUUGCCAUUGGUGCCGGUGCCGUAAUUGCUGUGCGCAACACUCGUCAGAAUCAAUGCAUUGUCAUUUCUGGUGAAUCGGGGGCUGGCAAAACAGAGUCCACCAAACUCAUCAUGCAAUACCUUGCAGCAGUCGAUGCCACCAAGACUGAAAAAGAAGUCAUCACAGAGCAGAUCCUUGAAGCCAACCCGCUACUGGAAUCGUUUGGCAAUGCCAAAACCGGCCGAAACCACAACAGCUCCCGCUUUGGCAAAUACACAGAACUUCACUACAACAAUGCCAUGCGCAUCUCUGGGUGCUCAAUCAAGCAGUAUCUGCUGGAAAAGACACGCAUCGUGUCCCAGCCAACCGGCGAGCGCAAUUACCACGUCUUUUACGAAAUGCUCACUGCACUUCCGGUGGCCUUCAAACAAAAACUGGUGUUGUCCAAAGCUCAAGAUUAUUACUACCUCAAUCAAGGCGAGGUGUUCAAGAUUGACAACAAGGAUGACAAUCAAGACUUUGAAAACCUGACUCGCGCCAUGGAGGUCUUAAGUUUUACCCCCAAAGAGCAAGAGGCCAUCUUCCGUGUCUUGGCCGCCAUCCUGCACUCGGGCAACCUACGCUUUGUAGCCAAGGCCAAGGACGGCCUCGAAGGCUCGGCCGUUGCCGAGGGCUUGGAAGAGCUCGUGGGCAUUGUCGCGGGCCUUUUGGGUGUAGGCGUCGAGGACCUCACCGAAAAGCUCACAUGUCGAACCCAUGUCACCCGCGGCGAACAAUUCAGCACGCCCCUCAGCCCUUCUCAGGCGCAAGAUGCACGCGAUGCCCUGUCCAAGGCCCUGUAUGCGAACAUGUUUGCAUGGCUCGUUGAGCGCAUCAAUGGGAUUGUCGAUCGCCAUCAGCGCGAAUACUCAAUCGGCAUUCUUGACAUUUUCGGCUUUGAGGACUUUAAGAUCAACAGUUUUGAGCAGCUGUGCAUCAACUUUGCCAACGAGAACCUUCAAUUCUACUUCAACCACCACAUUUUCAUGUUGGAGCAGGAGGUGUACAAAAAGGAGGGCAUUGAUUGGUCCAACAUUGACUUUAAGGACAACCAGCCCUGCCUAGACUUGAUUGUGAAAAAGCCGACCGGUCUUUUCCAUCUCCUGAACGAUGAGUCGACGUUUUCUCGCGGAUCUGACGAGGGCUUUUUGCAAAAAGCCAACAAUCAACACAAAGAUCACAAAUUUUACCUGCGACCCAAGACCCGUGACUCGCGCUUUGGUGUUUGCCACUAUGCAGGCAAUGUGUGGUAUCAGGUCGCGGGUUUCUUGGAGAAAAACCGCGAUCAGGUUCGCGACGAUUUGCGCGAGACCAUGAGCAGCAGUGAGCUUGAAUUUGUUCGCAAGCUGCUGGCUGACGACGAUGGUGCCGGCGAUACACCGACCGCCGACAAGCGAGGCCACCGAGGCAAGACAGCUGCGGCCCAAGCACGCCGACGCCCGACGCUAGCGGCAGUAUUUGCGCAGUCACUCAGCUCACUGAUUGACACCAUGUCCAAAUGCUACCCUUACUUUGUUCGAUGCAUCAAGCCCAAUACCCAAAAGAAACCCGACAUUUUCGAGCACCAACUCGUGCUGGAUCAGCUUCGCUAUUCAGGCAUGAUGGAGACCAUCAACAUUCGCCGCAAGGGGUAUCCGGUGCGCAUCGACUAUGAUCGAUUCAAUUUCCGUAUGUGGCAGUUAAGCACAGCUCAAGGCAUCAAAAUCUUUGGUUUCUCGGCCUUUGUGACCUGGGCUCGGUAUCGAGCUGUAUUCAAGGGCAGUAAACCUCCAUCUGAGCCCAAAGCCGCAGCCAAGGGCAUCGUAGAAAGCGUCGAUACUAUCUCUGCCGAUGAAUGGCAGCUCGGUCGGACUAGGGUCUUCCUGCGCGAAGCUGUGGAACUUCGCUUGGAGGAGGCUCGUGCCAAGGCUUUGCAUGACAUUGUCAUUAUCAUCCAGAAGAAUGCGCGACGUUGGCGACAGCGAGCUCGGAAGGAAUAUAUCAAGAAGCGUGAGGAGCGUCGGCAGAUUCGCGAGGCCGAGCGCGAGCGUUUGCGCGCGGCAGGUCAACGUGCUGUGGGAGAUGUAUCGCAACUGCCCUUGUUUGAGGAUUUGCAACAAUUGCUGGACGCCAUCGUGGAUGUCACCAAGGGCCUGGCCGGUGGACGCAUCGCGGUGGACGACUCAUUGCUUCAUGUCCUUCCACGAAGCGCCUUCAAAGCAUCGGAACUACCCGUGCCGGAAAUCGAAGAAGGCAUCGGUGGCUAUUCCUUCUCCAAGUUUGUGUCGGGCUACUUUCAGGAGGGAAGCUUGUGGCAAUUCUCGCGCCAUGAGCUGACGCAGCCAAAGUUGCAUCACAAAGAUGACAAGACAAAGCAGGAUGCCCUGCUGCUUUUCAAUGCCAUUGUGCGCUACAUGGGUGAUCCGCACCUCACCGAUGCCAAAGAGCGAAUCGUGGCCGACUACAUUGUCAUGCGUGGUGUGCUUGACACUGAGCUUCGUGAUGAGAUUUACUGCCAAAUUUGCAAUCAAACUUGGCUCAAUCCCAAUGACAUCAACGCAGAGCGUGGAUGGCAGCUGAUGGCGCUGUGCCUUGGUUGUUUCCCCCCCUCUGCCGAGCUGUACAAGUUUCUGUUGUGCUACAUCUCCACGCAUGCCCCAGGGCCCUUCCGUGCGCUGUGCCAGCACAAACUUUUGCGCAUAGCUGGUGGGCAGCCACGAAAAGUGAGCCCAAGCUAUCUCGAACACACGGCGGCCAGUCGUCCAGCUGCCAUGGCCAUUGAAGUCCACAUUCCCGGCUCCAACGAGGUUCAAAUUGUACACGUGGAUUCGUCUACCUCGGCCGGCACGGCUGGAAAUGCUGCAGCUCGACUGACGGGCGUGGCUAGUGCCUGCGGCUACACUCUCACCUUCGUCACUGGUACCGGUGAAGUCUUUGAUCUCGAAUCCCACACGCCCGUGAUGGAUGUGAUUGCGCGUCAGGAAGUGACACCAGCCAUGCGUGGAGUCAUGAAGGCUCAUGUGCCAAAGACCCUGCCCCGCUCCAUGGAUCAGCGUGACUCUCGUGCUGAUUUGCUUCUGGGCGUUGGGUCCAAGGGCUCGCCCGGUGUUAGUGCACUGGACCCCAGUGAUGUUCGUGCGGCCGUGGCCCAAGGCCACGUGCGCAAGGACAUGACGCCAGCGCAAGCGUCCGAGCUGAUCGACCACAUGUUCAACGACCUCCUGGACGAGGAUAUGGAUCACACGCGCGCUCGUCGCCUAGCUGGUCAAAUCCAAGGUUUGGGUGUCCCACCACCUCCGCCACCUCCACCUCCGGGUGGUGCAAGCGGUCCUCCGCCACCCCCGCCCCCGCCACCUCCGGGUGGUGCAAGCGGUCCUCCGCCGCCCCCGCCCCCGCCACCUCCGGGUGGUGCAAGUGGUCCUCCGCCUCCGCCUCCACCACCUCCUCCAGGCGCGAGCAGCGGUGCCAACUCGGCCGGCAUGGAUGCCCUCCGCAAGCAAAUUGAGCGAAGCCGCAGCACUCGAUCGGGCAGCUUGUCUCAGUUGAAGCAAGGAGCCGGUGGUCCACCACCCCCACCUCCGCCCCCUCCGCCCCCCGUCACGGGCAAUGCUGCUCCACCACCUCCACCCCCACUGCCUCCCACAGGCUCGAGCGCCCCAUCGGCCCCUCCCCCGCCAGGACCGCCGGUACCGCCUGGACCACCACCACCCGGUGUAGGGGGUGCUGAUGUGGAGAGUAUGUCUCGCGCACCGCCACCGCCACCACCCAUGACUCCAGCGGCAUCACUUCCUCGCCCAGGGGCCGCUUCACCGCCCCCUCCCCAGGUCCCAACGUCCGUGCCGCGAGUGGAGAGCCCCAAGCCUCCGGCCCCGCCUGCUGUGCCACCAGCCCCAGCCACUGGGCAAGAAGCAACCCGUCCCGCCCCACCUGCUCCGCCCAUUGUAGCCGUGCGGCGCAAUGACGUGCCUGUUGCGGGGCCCGUCUCGAUCCCCAGUGCUGGCCCGGUCAGCUCAGCCGGUCCGAUCCUUCCCAGCAACAAUGGCCACGGCGGGACCCGUGAGUUUGGCGCAUCGCGUGCACCCACGUCCACCAACUUGCUCGAAACCGCCAAUGUGGGCAUUGUCAAGCUGGACCUGGAUGAGGCGCUGGCGUAUGAGUCUGAACAUGUACCGUGGAAAUUUGUGCUGCGCAAGGAGAUUUUCCUGCCCGGAGAAACGGUUGAGGACGCGCGCGCCACGGACGUUGUAUUCAAUCAGAUUGUUGCGGACGUGCUUGGCGAGAGCCCGCACCCCAACAUCAAUGCGGAUGAGCUCGAGAACAUGAAGCGCGUCAUGUCCGAGACCUCGGUCAAACUGGACCCACCCACCCCGGUGGACGAGGCAGUCAAGCUGGACAUUGUCCGGCAAGCUAGAAGCUGGCCACGCUACUUCUCCCGCCAGUACAAGGUGGUGCUUGAAGACGCCGAGGGCACUGUUUUGGGUGCCAGUGAUGAUGGUCCGACAAGAGAACGCCACUUCUUGAGCGUCGGCCAUACGGGCAUGACCUUGACGACCCACCGCGCCACUAUUGUGGACCAGACUGGCGAGCAGCACCUCGAGGUCGCAACAGUGGACUCGGCCAAGUUUGAGGACAUCAAUCUAGAUAGCUGGACGCUGGGCUCGACGCUGUUGGUGGGUGCACUGUCCAAAACACGCCAUUACAUUCGCACACAAUAUGCGGCGCUCGUGGCCAGCUUGAUUGAGGGCUACGUCAUGGAAACACAACGCGAUGCCAAGUUUGCAGUUGCCUUGAAGGCUUACGAGGUGCGGGAUCAGACGUUGCUGUCCUUCCCUCGCGAUGCCGUCAUUACGUUGGGCCAGAAAGAGGGUCUGGAUCCGGGCUGGCUGUACGGCAGCUACAACGGGAACACGGGAGCUUUCCCCGAGACCUGUGUGGCCCCCAUCGUGGGUGAGCCAACGCCGCGCUCGAUUGACCAAGCGAAGCGCAAUGCCAAGACCAAGCGAGUCAACUCACAACAGCAGCUCACGCGACCAGGUUCGCGCAUUCAAGUGGACGAGGGUGAUGCAACUGCCGCGGCAGCCAGCUUUAACCGUCGUGAAUCAAAGCGACGUGCCCUGCGAAAGGGAGGUAGCCACAAGGCGUUGACCUCGGCAGGCAUGGGAGCCGCACCUGGCCACACGGUGCGCACGCGCGUGGGCUUGGUCACCGAUGAUGAACUCUUGCCCGAGAGCAAAUAUUCGAUGCUGCAGUUUGCCAAAGAUCAUUUCCGCUUGGGUCAAGAGAAAUACGAAAUGCAGCGCACUGAAUCCGGUUCGGUUCGCGGCACCGUUAAGAUGGUGGCCAAGAACAAGCGCCGUGGCAAGGACUCGGGCCCGGAUUGGUCGUGGGCCGAGUUGACUGCGCUGGUCAAGUUUUCAAAGUCGCCGAUUCAGGCUUCGUUGCUGCGCUUGCCCGACGAUGACACUGUCAAGAAUAAAAUGGCUUUGGAAAACUUUUUGAACGUGAUGCGCUUCAUGGGCGACUAUCCCGCAAAGAACAAGGAUGAGCGUGAGGUGGUCAACUUCAUGCUCACUGUGGCCACGGAGCAUGAGGAGCUUCGUGACGAGAUUCUGUGUCAGCUGAUCAAGCAGGUGACCAACAACCGAUCGGAGCGGGCCGAGUCGUGUGCACGCGGGUGGCGCUUGUUGAUGUUGGCGACGCAGUUUAUCAAGCCAACCUCAGCCCUUGAGCCGUACCUCAAGUCAUAUCUUCAGAAUACGGCCUUCCGGCUCACGCGUGAGUUUCAUGAUGAGGCGGCCAUUUGCUUGCGCAAUUUCAACCAAACGCUCAAGUUUGGCGGCCGCCAAAAGCUGCCAUCGGCGGCAGAGAUCCACGCCUUGCUGUUGGGUCGCUAUCAAAAGUUGCAGAAGAUCUUCUUGAUGGGCAACCGCGCCAAGUCGGUCAAGCUGCACUCAACGAUGGUGGUGACGGACGUCAUCAAGGAGAUGUGCGACAAGAUGGGUGAACAGCACGCGGAGGAGUACGGCCUAUACAUUUACACCAAAACGAACGCGCAUGGCAGCUUGCUGCAGGGCAACGACUACUUGCUGGAUCUGACAACGAUUCUGGAUGAGCGGCGGGUCGAGUAUCGCCUGUACUUUAAAAAGCUGCUGUGGUUUGCGCCAUCAUCGUUUGAGAACAACCUGUACAACCACAUGAUCUUUGACCAGGUGUUGGUCGACUUUAUUGACGGAAACCUUUUGACGAUGGGCUCGGUGGAUCGCAAGUAUGCAGAGACGGAGCUGCCGCGACUGGUGGUGCUGCAGCAUCUGGCGCUCAACCCGCAGCCGACGCUGGAGAACCUGCUGCUGGAGUUGCAUCGCUACAUCCCGCGCACGAUCGACGGUCUGUUAACGGAUGACGAGUGGGAGAGGAGUUUGACGCAGCAGCGGGCGCAGGUGGGCGACCUGACGCCAGCGCAGGCGCGCAAGGGCUUUUUGGAGAUUUUAUCCAAACUGGACAUGUUUGGGUCACGAUUCUUCUACCUGCAGAGCGUUAGCGACCCGCGCAUUGGUGGACCGGCUGUCCUUGCCGUCAACCGCCGGGGCUUGAGCUUCUUGCAUCGGGAUACGCGUACACCGCUGCUGACGUACAGCUACGAUGAGGUGGUGUCGACCCGCCGUCUGGCUUCGCAAUCGUCAGGCAAACACUUUUUCGACAUAAAGCUGGGCAACCUGAUGGUGCAGCGAACAACGCGGUGCGAGACGCGACAGUCGACGGAGAUCACGGCCGUCGUCUCGUGGUUUAUUCAAGCGCAGGCUGAGCGUCGGUAG
Monosiga brevicollis MX1 is the source of this 7170-nucleotide messenger RNA. RefSeq lists its product as uncharacterized. Bases 1 to 7170 code for a protein of 2389 amino acids. Gene Ontology annotation, cellular component: cytoskeleton; myosin complex. The transcript has 25 exons. NCBI's taxonomy places the organism in Eukaryota, Choanoflagellata, Craspedida, Salpingoecidae. The record is from RefSeq and is a predicted model, not a curated record. Gene Ontology annotation, molecular function: cytoskeletal motor activity; ATP binding; protein binding.